Molecule: messenger RNA, 3160 nt
Organism: Juglans microcarpa x Juglans regia
Lineage: Eukaryota; Viridiplantae; Streptophyta; Magnoliopsida; Fagales; Juglandaceae
Product: probable receptor-like protein kinase At2g21480
Exons: 1
Coding region: 144-2774 (876 amino acids)
Biological process (GO): protein autophosphorylation
Cellular component (GO): plasmodesma; plasma membrane
Molecular function (GO): transmembrane receptor protein tyrosine kinase activity; ATP binding
Source: RefSeq, a predicted model, not a curated record
UUUCCCUCCAAUUCUAUCCAAGAAAAACAGUAACAGAACGUGUAGGAAAAACCCAUUACAAAGAUACCAAAACAGACUCUUUUUCAAGACCAAUUUGUUAGUUUCUUCUCCAUGCAUUCUGCUCACCUCCUCACCCAGGAGGGAUGGAGAUCAUAGGAAAGAAACCAAGAAACUUGCCCACAUCCAAUCUCUUUCUAUCCUCCUUUCCAUCACCUUUUCCAUCGUCGAUGGCUACUCUCCUGGUCCUUAUCUACGCCUUUUUUACCGCCUCUACCACCGCCUUUUCAGCCUUCGCUCCCUUCGUUCCCCAGGACAACUUCCUCAUUGACUCCGGCGCCGAUAAAUUAGCCUCCCUUCCUGAUGGAAGAGUGUUCAGAACCGAAGAGCAAUCCAAGCAAUUCUUAGAAGCCAAGGAUGAAAUCAAGGUUUCAGUGGAGAAGGCCGAUGUUCCUUCGCCCAUUUACUUAUCGGCAAGAAUCUUUGUCCAAGAAGCCAUUUACUCCUUCCCCUUGUCUCGGCCCGGCUGGCAUUGGGUUCGCCUCCAUUUCUAUCCCUUUCAAAACGACCAAUUCGACCUCAGGACUGCCACGUUCUCGGUCAGCACCGAUAAAUACGUGCUUCUCCACAGCUUUAAUAUGAACAACAGCUCAAAACACGUCCUCAAGGAGUUCCUUCUCAACUUGACCGAGCCACAUUUAUCGAUCAAGUUCGUGCCCAUGAAGAAUUCCGCUGCUUUCAUUAACGCCAUUGAGGUGGUUGCGGCACCCGAUGAGCUGAUCACCGAUGUCGCCAACGAGCUUUCGCCUGUCGGCGAAGUUUCGGGGCUAUCCACAUACGCUUACCAAACCAUGUACCGGCUUAAUAUGGGAGGACCCCUCAUCACCUCCGGAAACGAUACUCUCGGGAGGACUUGGCAGCCCGAUGAGUCGUACCUUAAGUCCAGAAACCUGGCAAAGAGCGUCUCCGUUUCGACCACCAUAGUCAAGUACCCCGAGGGAGUGACGCCCUUGAUCGGGCCACAAACGAUGUAUGCUUCCGCUGUUGAAAUGGCUGAUGCCAAGGUCGGUCAGCCUAAUUUCAACGUGACAUGGAACUUUGAGGCAGACCCGGGUUUUGGGUACCUAAUUCGGCUUCAUUUUUGUGACAUCGUGAGCAAAGCGCUCAAUAACCUCUAUUUCGACGUCUACAUUAAUGGGGAAAUGGCGAUAUCUGAUUUGGAUUUGUCACACAACUUGAAUGGUUUGGCAAUGGCUUACUAUAAGGAUAUUGUGGUUAAUGCUUCCUUGAUGUCUAACGGACUAACUGUCCAAAUUGGUCCUUCUAAAUUGGGUUCCGGUGAUUUGAACGCCAUUUUGAACGGUCUAGAGAUCUUGAAAAUCAGCAGUUCGGUGAACAGUCUUGACGGAGAAUUCGGAGUUGAUGGAAGCAUGGCUGCUGACGGGAGCAACCGCAGUAAGGUUGCUGCAGUCGGGUUUGCGAUGAUGUUCGGAGCCUUCAUUGGUCUUGGUGCAAUGGUAAUGAAAUGGCACAAGAGGCCUCCGGACUGGCAGAAGAGAAACAGCUUCUCUUCAUGGUUGCUCCCUCUUCAUGCUAGUGACACGAGCUUCAUGACAAGCAAGAACUCUUUGGGGUCUCACAAGAGCAACUUUUACUCCUCAACUAUGGGAUUAGGCCGGUACUUCUCAUUCACGGAAUUGCAGGAGGCAACCAAGAAUUUCGAUUCCAAUGCAGUAAUUGGCGUUGGUGGAUUUGGAAAUGUGUAUCUCGGGGAGAUCGACGAUGGGACAAAAGUGGCAGUCAAGCGAGGGAACCCUCAGUCGGAACAGGGCAUUACAGAGUUCCAGACAGAGAUUCAAAUGUUGUCGAAGCUACGACACAGACAUUUGGUCUCCCUGAUCGGAUACUGCGACGAAAACUCGGAAAUGAUAUUGGUUUACGAGUACAUGUCCAAUGGUCCUUUCAGGGAUCAUUUGUACGGCAAGGAUUUGCCCCCAUUGUCAUGGAAGCAGAGGCUGGAGAUCUGUAUAGGCGCGGCUCGAGGGCUUCACUACCUUCACACUGGCACUGCACAGGGCAUUAUUCACCGUGAUGUUAAGACCACUAACAUUUUGCUGGAUGAAAACUUCACCGCCAAGGUUGCCGAUUUUGGGCUCUCAAAGGAUACUCCAAUGGGGCAAGGUCAUGUGAGUACUGCAGUGAAAGGAAGCUUCGGGUACUUGGAUCCUGAGUACUUCAGGAGGCAACAAUUGACAGAUAAAUCAGACGUGUACUCAUUCGGGGUGGUUUUGCUUGAGGUGCUCUGCGCAAGGCCCGCCAUUAACCCAGCGCUCCCUAGGGAGCAAGUUAACUUGGCUGACUGGGCUAUGCAAUGGAAGAGAAAAGGCUUGAUUGACAAGAUCAUUGACCCCUUACUCGUUGGUUCCAUUAAUCCUGAAUCCAUGAAGAAGUUUGCCGAGGCUUCAGAGAAGUGCUUGGCUGAAUAUGGGGUGGACAGGCCGACAAUGGGAGAUGUGCUUUGGAACUUGGAGUUCGCUCUGCAGCUUCAAGAGACUUUUUCGCAAGGAAAUGCUGAAGAUGAUAAAAGCAAAAGCAAUUCCUCUGCCAUUGUUUCCACCUCUCCUGCUGUUGUGACAUCAUCCACCACUGCUUCCAACUCUGAUAGCCUUCUAGUCACUAAUCCGGAAGAGCAUGAGAGUCCAGCCCAAGCUCAGGCCAUGAAUGAGCAUUCAGGAACAACAAUGUUUUCCCAGUUUGCUAAUCUCAAUGGUAGAUGAUGAUCAUUGAAACAUUGAGUGCUGGUCUAUAUCAGUACAAGUUUAAGCAUCUGGUGCAUGGAAUUUCAAUGCUGUUCUGAUCCGCUCUGUGCGCACGCUUCUCUCCUGAAAAUGAUCUGCAAUGCUCAAUGAAAUGAUUGUUCAUCCACCUGGCUUUUGAGUUUCCAAAUACCAUAUGAUUCAUGUAUUCAGUAUAGGAAAGGAUGCAUGCAUGCACAGAUGCUCUCCUAGUAAUCUUAUACAUUAUCAAUAUUAUAUAUUAGAGCAUCAUGUUUUUUUUGUACCAUGCAAGUUAGAGAUUGAAUUUGUAAAAAAAGUUCAAAGGAUAGUGAUUCUUUUUUUUUAAUAUUAUUAUUGCGUGUAAAUUGGUUUUUUAUUUCUUGUUA